Messenger RNA from Malaclemys terrapin pileata, 9041 nucleotides. RefSeq names its product zinc finger protein 850-like. Gene Ontology annotation, biological process: regulation of DNA-templated transcription. The record is from RefSeq and is a predicted model, not a curated record. The transcript has 10 exons. Bases 251 to 4852 code for a protein of 1533 amino acids. Lineage: Eukaryota; Metazoa; Chordata; Testudines; Emydidae.
GCCGCUGCGGGGACUCUGGCUCCAGGCUCCUGGCGAGAUCCCCGAGCCCCGGCGGCUGGUGCUGGGAGCCCGGAGCCCGGGCUGCAGCCGGGAGAGGGGAAUCUCCAGCAGGGCCCUUCCCGCUGCUCCCCAGGAGCCUCUCCCAGGGCAGAGCCCCCAGCCCGGCCAGGCCCCUUCCCGGCCCGGCCCCUGCCCCAGGGGGCCCCGCUCGGAGGGAAGGCUGAAGAAUCACGUCCAUGUUUCGCUCCAGAUGGGCCCGUCUUCCAUGAGACAGGGAAGGGAAAUGUCUGUGAUGGAGCCAGCUCAGAUGCCGGUGACCUUCGAAGAGGUGGCUGUGUAUUUCACCCAGGGGCAGGGGGCUCUGCUGAACCCCGCUCAGAGAGCCCUCUACAGGGAUGUCAUGCAGGAGAACUACGAGACAGUGACCUCACUGGGAUUUCCCAUUCCCAAACCUGAACUGAUUGCCUGGCUGGAAAGAGGGGAAGACCCGUGGGUGCCCGAUCUCCAGGCCUGCAAGGAAAGAAGGCUUCCGAGAUGCACCCGUACAGCAGGUGCUGAGCAAGGGAGUGAGAACGAGGAGGGGAAUCAUCAUGAGGAAGUUCCCGGGGAAGUGGAACCGCAGGGGACCUUUGUGGGAAGAGCUGAAGGGAAUUUUUCCCAGUCCUUGGAGCAGGCAGAAGCCUGGGGAAGUUGGCACAGGUCAGAGAGGAUUCUGGGAAACCACCCAGGGAAGAAAGUGGAUGAAUGUGUUAGCGGUGGGGGAAGAGAGGAGGAUCCCAGAGCGCAGCAGACAAAUCCCAAGGAAGAGACUCCCUGGCACUACCUUCAGUGUGGGAAAGGAUUCAUUGUGAGAUCACACCUUGUUCAACAUCAGGCAAUCCACACACGAGUGCGACCAUACAAGUGCUUGGACUGUGGGAAAAGUUUCAUACAAAGGUCAGACCUUGUUAGACAUCAGGCAAUCCACACAGGAGUGAAACCGCACAAGUGCUUGGACUGUGGGAAAAGUUUCAUACAGAGGUCACACCUUGUUAAACAUCAGGCAUUACACACAGGAGAAAGACCUCACAAGUGCUUGGGCUGUGGGAAAAGCUUCAUACGGAGGUCACACCUAGUUCGUCAUCAGGCAUUACACACAGGAGAGAGACCCCACAAGUGCUUGGACUGUGGGAAAAGUUUCAUAAGAAGGUCACACCUUGUUAAACAUCAGGCAUUACACACAGGAGAAAGACCCCACAAGUGCUUGGACUGUGGGAAAAGUUUCAUACAGAGGUCACACCUAGUUCGUCAUCAGGCAUUACAGACAGGAGAGAGACCCCACAAGUGCUUGGACUCUGGGAAAAGAUUCAUAAGAAGGUCACACCUUCUUUAUCAUCAGGCAUUACACACAGGAGAGAGACCCCACAAGUGCUUGGACUGUGGGAAAAGUUUCAUAAGAAGGUCACAUCUUGUUCAACAUCAGGCAGUCCACACUGGAGAGAGACCCCACAAGUGCUUGGACUGUGGGAAAUGUUUCACAGUGAGGUCAAACCUUGUUAAACAUCAGGCAAUCCACACAGGAGUGAGACCCCACAAGUGCUUGGACUGUGGGAAAAGUUUCAUACAAAGGUCAGACCUUGUUCAACAUCAGGCAUUACACACAGGAGAAAGACCUCACAAGUGCUUGGACUGUGGGAAAAGUUUCAUAAAAAAGUCAAACCUUGUUCAACAUCAGGCAAUCCACACUGGAGAGAGACCCCACAAGUGCUUGGACUGUGGGAAAUGUUUCACAGUGAGGUCAAACCUUGUUAAACAUCAGGCAAUCCACACAGGAGAGAGACCCCACAAGUGUUUGGACUGUGGAAAAAGUUUUAUACAAAGGUCAGACCUUGUUCAACAUCAGGCAAUCCACACAGGAGAGACUCCAGAGCUCUGGCUCCAGGCUCCUGGCGAGAUCCCCGAGCCCCGGCGGCUGGUGCUGGGAGCCCGGAGCCCGGGCUGCAGCCGGGAGAGGGGAAUCUCCAGCAGGGCCCUUCCCGCUGCUCCCCAGGAGCCUCUCCCAGGGCAGAGCCCCCAGCCCGGCCAGGCCCCUUCCCGGCCCGGCCCCUGCCCCAGGGGGCCCCGCUCGGAGGGAAGGCAGAGGAAUCACGUCCAUGUUUCGCUCCAGAUUGGCCCAUCUUCCAGGAUGCAGGGAAGGGAAAUGUCUGUGAUGGAACCAGCUCAGAUGCCGGUGACCUUCGAGGAGGUGGCUGUGUAUUUCACCCAGGGGCAGGGGGCUCUGCUGGACCCCGCUCAGAGAGCCCUCUACAGGGACGUCAUGCAGGAGAACUAUGAGAUGGUGACCACACUGGGAUUUCCCAUUCCCAAACCUGAGCUGAUUGCCUGGAUGGAACGAGGGGAAGAGCCGUGGGUACCCGAUCUCCAGGCCUGCAAGGAAAGAAGGCUUCCGAGAAGCACCUGGGCAGCAGGUGCUGAGCGAGGGAGUGAGAAUGAGGAGGGGAAUCAUCAUGAGGAAGUUCCCGGGGAAGCGGAACCGCAGGGGACCUUUGUGGGAAGAGCUGAAGGGAAUUUUUCCCAGUACUUAGAGCAGGCGGAAGCCUGGGGAAGUUGGCACAGGUCAGAGAGGCUUCUGGGAAACCACCCAGGGAAGAAAGUGGAUGAAUCUAUUAAUGGUGGGGGAGGAGAUGAGGAUACCAGAGCGCAGCAGACAAACCCCAAGGAAAAGACAACCUGGCACUACCUUCAGUGUGGGAAAGAAUUCACUGUGAGAUCACAGCUUGUGACAGAUCAGACAAACCAUACUGAAGAGAAACCCCUUCGAUGCUUGGACCAUGGGGAAAGCUUCAAUAAGCUCUCAGAUCUUAAUAACCAUGGGAGAAGCCACACUGGAGAGAAACCCUCUCAAUCCCUCGAGUGCGGGAAAUGUUUCAUUUCGAAGACACAAAUAAUUAGACAUCAGUUAAGCCACACAGGGGAGAAGCCCCAUAAAUGCUUGGAUUGUGGGAAAAGUUUCAUACAGAGGUCAGAUCUUGUUAAACAUCAGGCAAUCCACAUGGGAGAGAAACCCCACACGUGCUUGGACUGUGGGAAAAGUUUCACAGAGAGGUCAAACCUUGUUAAACAUCAGGCAAUCCACAUAGGAGAAAGACCCCACAAGUGCUUGGACUGUGGGAAGAGUUUCAUAAGAAAGUCAAACCUUGUUGAACAUCAGGCAAUCCACACAGGAGAGAGACCCCACAAGUGCUUGGACUGUGGGAAAAGUUUCAUAAGAAGGUCACACCUUGUUUAUCAUCAGGCAAUCCACACCGGAGAGAGACCCCACAAGUGCUUGAACUGUGGGAAAAGUUUCAUGAAAAGGUCAGACCUUGUUAAACAUCAGGCAUUACACACAGGAGAAAGACCCCACAGGUGCUUGGACUGUGGGAAAAGUUUCAUACAGAGGUCACACCUAGUACAUCAUCAGGCAAUCCACACAGGAGAGAGACCCCACAAGUGCUUGGACUGUGGGAAAAGUUUCAUACAAAGGGCAGACCUUGUUCAACAUCAGACAAUCCACACAGGAGAGAGACCCCACAAGUGCUUUGAGUGUGGGAAAAGUUUCAGAAGAAAGUCAACCCUUGUUGAACAUCAGGCAAUCCACACAGGAGAGAGACCCCACAAGUGCUUGGACUGUGGGAAAAGUUUCAUAAGAAGGUCACACCUUCUUUAUCAUCAGACAAUCCACACAGGAGAGAGACCCCACAAGUGCUUGGACUGUGGGAAAAGGUUCAUGAAAAGGUCAGAUCUUGUCAAACAUCAGGCAUUACACACAGGAGAAAGACCCCACAAGUGCUUGGACUGUGGGAAAAUUUUCAUACAGAGGUCACACCUUGUUCAACAUCAGGCAAUCCACACAGGAGAGAGACCGCACAAGUGCUUGGACUGUGGGAAAAGUUUCAUAAGAAGGUCACACCUUAUUCAACAUCAGGCACUCCACACAGGAGAGAGACCCCACUGGUGCUUGGACUGUGGGAAAAGUUUCAUACAAGGGUCAGACCUUGUUCAACAUCAGGCACUCCACACAGAAGAGAGACCCCACAAGUGCUUGGAGUUUGGGAAAAGUUUCAUAGAGAGGUCAAACCUUGUUCAACAUCAGACAAUCCACACAGGAGAGAGACCCCACAAGUGCUUGGAGUGUGGGAAAAGUUUCAGAAGAAAGUCAAACCUUGUUGAACAUCAGGCAAUCCAUACAGGACAGAGACCCCACAAGUGCUUGGACUGUGGGAAAAGUUUCAUAAGAAGGUCAUGCCUUGUUCAACAUCAGGCAAUCCACACAGGAGAGAGACCCCACAAAUGCUUGGACUGUGGGAAAAGUUUCAUACAAAGGUCAGACCUUGUUAAACAUCAGGCAUUACACACAGGAGAGAGACCUCACAAGUGCUUGGACUGUGGGAAAAGUUUCAUACAGAGGUCACACCUUGUUCAACAUCAGGCAAUCCACACAGGAGUGAGACCCCACAUGUGCUUGGACUGUGGAAAAUGUUUCAUACAGAGGUCACACCUUGUUCAACAUCAGGCAAUCCACACAGGAGCCAGACUGCACAAGUGCUUGGACUGUGGGAAAAGUUUCAUACAGAUGUCACACCUUGUUCAACAUCAGGCAAUCCACACAGGAGAGAGAUCCUAUAAGUGCUUGCACUGUGGGAAAAGUUUCAUACAGAUGUCACACCUUGUUCAACAUCAGGCAGUCCACACAGAAGAGACUCCACAGGUGCUUGGACUAGGAAAAGUUUCAUACGGAGGUCAGACCUCAUUAAACAUUGAAGAAUCCACACAAGAUGUAAACUUCUGUGACACAUGGCAAGAAAGGGUUAAGCAACUUGCAUGUAAUUGACUCAGAUUCAACUUUUAGAGAGAGAUUUUAAAAGUUUGUCCACCUUAGAUAAGCUAGAGUUUGAACUGUAAAUGUGUAUUUUUGAAGACUUGGAAGAAGAGGUCAAGUCAAGUCUGAGUAACGUAAUUGCCUUCUAUGACGAGAUAACUGGCCCUAUGGAUGAGGGGAAAGCAGUGGAUGUGUUAUUCCUUGACUUUAGCAAAGCUUUUGAUAUGAUCUCCUACAGUAUUCUUGCCAGCAAGUUAAAAAUGUAUGGGCUGGAUGAGUGGACCAUAAAGUGGAUAGAAAGCUGGCUAGAUUGUCGGGCUCAACGCGUAGUGAUCAAUGGUUCCAUGUCUAGUUGGCAGCCGGUAUCAAGCAGUUUUGUUCAGUAUCUUCAUUAAUGAUCUGGAGGAUGGUGUGGAUUGCACCUUCAGCAAGUUUGCAUAUGACACUAAACAUCCUCCAGAUCAUUAAUGAAGAUACUGAACAAAACCGGCCCCAGGACCGACCCUUGGGGCACUCUGCUUGAUACCGCCUGCUAGCUAGACAUGGAGCCAUUGAUCACUACCAGAUGCGCUGGAGGGUAGGGAUAGGAUACAGAGGGACGUAGACAAAUUAGAGGAUUGGACCAAAAUAAAUCUGAUGACAUUCAACAAGGACAAGUGCAGAGUCCUGCACUUAGGACAGAAGAGUCCCAUUCACUGCUAGAGACUAGGGACCGAAUGGCUAGGCAGGAGUUCUGCAGAAAAGAACCUAGGGGUUACAGUGGAUGAGAAACUGGAUAUGAGUCAACAGUGUUCCCUUGUUGCCAAGAAGGCUAAUGGCAUUUUGGGCUGUAUAAGUAGGGGCAUUGCCAGCAGAUCGAGGGACGUUAUCGUUCCCCUCUAUUCAACAUUGGUGAGGCCUCAUCUGGAGUAUUGUGUCCUGUUUUGGGCCCCACACUACAAGAAGGAUGUAGAAAAAUUGGAAAGAGUCCAGCGGAGGGCAACAAAAAUGAUUAGGGGGCUGGAGCACAUGACUUAUGAGGAGAGGCUGAGAGAACGGGGAUUGUUUAGUCUACAGGAGAGAAGAAAGAGGGGGGGAUUUGGUAGCUGCUUUCAACUAUCUGAAAGGGGGUUCCAAAGAGGGUGGAUCUAGACUGUUCUCAGUGGUACCAGAUGACAGAACAAGGAGUAAUGGUCUCAAGUUGCAGUGGGUAGGUUUAGGUUGGAUAUUAGGAAAAACUUUUUCACUAGGAGGGUGGUGAAGCACUGGAAUGGGUUACCUAGGGAGGUUAAUUUCCUUCCUUAAAGGUUUUUAAGGUCAGGCUUGACAAAGCCCUGUCUGGGAUGAUUUAGUUGGGGAUUGGUCCUGCUUUAAGCAGGGGGUUGGAGUAGAUGACCUCCUGAGGUCCCUUCCAACUCUGAUAUUCUAUGAUUCUAAGAGGGGUAACUGUAGUAAUCUAUGUUUAGCUAUCCAAAGGGUUCCUGUAUUCUGUUAAAUCAGGGAUCAAUAAUUCAGCGAUUAUACCCGUCGCCCAUACCACCUGCCCUAUUCUAUCUCAGUCUCAUUGAAUUCGCUGGGGGUAGGGGCUGAAGGAGGGAAUGUUUAUAGCUGAAAUCGCCAAAAUGUGUUUUGCAAGGUUAAUGUUAAUCGGAUCUGUUCCGCUCUCCUGCUCGGACAUUUUCUCUGGGGAUCCCGGAGACGGAAAGGAGCAGGUGUUGCCAUCUUGGCUACCAAUCCCCACGGUGACUCUCUACACUAGCAAUUCUCAAACUGUGGGCAGAGCCUCCCAGUAGAGGCACAGUAGAGGCACAGGAAUGUGUCAAGGGAGGCGUGAUCAGUGUGGGCUGUUUGUUUGUUUUUUUAAAGAGCACUGGCUGUUGGCCCCAGUUGGCCUUGGCUCAUGAGGAAGGAACAGGCCUAUCUGGGAGAUGGGGAUAAAUGCUCAGGUUCUCAAACCCAGCUGGAGCAGCAGCACAGAAGUCGGGGUGGCAAUGGGGUGAUAAGUCUGCUGUGAACAGCUAUAUGGAGGAAUAUCACUUUUCACGUGGCCACCCUAACUUCUGUGCUGCUAUUGGAGUCCUUCAAAGCUGUGCACAUCGCCAGCAACCACUCUGCCAUUAGAGCUGGGUGGUGAUAUAUGUGCUUUUGAGGGUUGGAGUGUAAAUGACCAAAGACACAAAGAAGUGGUGGGGGGGGGCUGAUGAAAUGCAUUUGAGAACCUCUGGUCUACACUCUUAUGGGCACCACGUUUACAAAAUGAUAAUUCUUCUCCAAAGUAUGUCUUGUGAGGUAUCAUAGGGAAGGUCAUCGCCUGCUGAAUAUUAUUGUCCCAUUAAAAUAUGUCUAUCAGCACUGUCCAUGGAGCUCUGAGAGUUUGCUGUAUGUUUGUUACAUGCUGAAAAGCUGGAAAACACCAACAGAUGAGCUCCCCACAGUCAAUGGUACCUGCACACCAGCUAGGUGCUAAGUGGCCAGUAAUUGCUUAGCCGGCCAUUCUCCAGCUGUGGAGCUGUGAACAAGACAGUUACAAUUCACCGGAAGGACGGCUGGACGCUCACUUAGGCCACAGACUGAUUGUCGGCUGCUCCCCGGGUGGGGGGCGAACCUCAAAGAGGAGAGUGGUACAAAAGCACAAGGGAGAAUUGCCUCCAUUUUUCUCUCUCCUCUCCCAUCUUUACAGAAGGCAACAAGAUGGCUUGAAAGGCAACAGGAGCCUUGGAUUGCGGAGGGUGGAUCAAGGCUGGAAGGAAAUCCAGGCUGGGUACUAAGAGCUGCGAACUGCCUGCAAGAGUGGGUGGGGUGGGAAAUCCUGUUUUCUUCACAUCUUCCUUAGUUUGGUAAAAUUUAGGAUUUAAAAUGCAUGUUUUAAUUUUAUAGUUUUAACCCAUUCUGACCUUUUACAUCUUUCUCCCCUGUAAUCCCUGAAAACCUCCUUGCUCCAGUUAAUAAACUGGUUUUAGUGUUUUGUCUGGACCUGUGUGUUUUCAGGGAAGUAUUUGGAGGAUUUGACUGGGGAGAACAAGGCUGUGGCCUAAUCCGGCCCCUUUGUGGGGGUGACCCACUAAUUACUGAGUUUGUCCAUCACAGUGAACAGACUGAGCAGUCCAAGAUGCACAUUCCCGGGGUGCAAGGCUGGGAAUAGAGAACUGGCUGAUGUUGCUGUGUCGUUUGGUACAUUCCUGAGUGUCUGGCUGGUCGCACUCAGUGCAGUGCAGCCAGGAGUGACUUUGAAGGCUGGUGGCUGUGUGGGAGCAGAGCGUGGGGGGGUUUGUUGUUCACACAGGGAAGCAGCAGGGUGGAUUUCAUUUAAAUCACUAGUCAGGAAGACUCGAUUUAAUCAUGGGUUUCUACAUAAAAAUGUAUUCUUGUUGGUUGUUAUAACCUUUAAUACAUAUUCUUCACAACGCAGAGAUAGAGCUUUGAGGAGGGGGUUGGACUAGAUGACCUCCUGAGGUCCCUUCCAACCCUGAUAUUCUAUGAUUCUAUGUAGGUUUCAUUUUUAGAAGGUACACACUGUACAUUUUUAAACAGUGAUUUAUUUUGAAAACUUUUCAGAUUAGUUUUACAGCUAAAUCAGACAAUGCAUGUUUGUUUGGUUAUUUCAUUACCAAAGGUAAUUGAAGCAGAUAUUUAUGAAGUCAUUAGGAGGUGAACUAUCUCCAAUUCAAGAGGUUAAUCAUUAAUAGUUGUAGGAUUUUCUUGCCAUGCUGUAUUAGGAGGAGAACAUCACCAGACAGACAUUUAAAUUGUUUUAUUUAACUAAAACAAAAAUGUUCAGUAUUCUGAGGUAAGGGAUUGACUCUGUGUACACAAAGUUGCAGAGGGACAAUAGAGGUGAGGUCUGUUAUUUCUCACCUCCAAAUAUUCAUUUAUUUUAAAACCUUUUUACAGUUAACAAGUAUGUUACCUUUGGAGACACAAAGCCACAGUUUGAGAACUGGAAAACUAAGCAUCUCUGAUGGUAUCUUCUAGACUAAGCACUGAGUCCCAUUGGGUAGAUAGAAAGAUUAACCUAAGUAAUCUAUACAGAAGCCUCUGGAACCCCAUAAGACUGGGUCCUUAAUGCAUGAAUAUAGGAACUCAUUUACAAAACUUUUCUUAAACAUGACAUGACUAUAUUGUCUCAUACUAUAGAAUUGGAAUGUAUAAUCCCUAUUCCAUGAUGAGAGAUCUUUGAGCUAUAAUGUAUCUUAAUUAAAACUAUCUUUAGAUAAAAAUUUCC